AGUCAUUAAAUUCCUCUAAACCUUGGUCAAAAAAAUACCGGGUGCUGAGUAUCGUAAAAGUUUCGGCAGAAUUUUAUUUUUAGAAAUUAAAAUUUUAAGCUUCAAGCAAUUUAAUAUUCAGUAUGGCAUCACCUGACUCCAAAGUGUCUCUAACAAGCAAAUUGGGACUGCGACCUCUGACAACGCAGAACAUUCUGUUUCACUAUGCCCCAGCACAAGGUAUUCUCAGUUAUACCGCACUUUCUGUUAACGUGAUGAAUCCGUCGCUUGUCCUGAGGAUAUUCCCUAAGAGGGACAUCACAAAUAUUUUGCUGUUCAAUUCGCUGGUAGGUUCUGGCUUGUAUUUGUACAACCGGCCGCACUUGGCAGCUUUGCCGACCAGAGAAAAGCUUCUGUUCAGCUCGUUUGGUGCUGUAACAUUUUCUCUUGGUUCUGUUCUGAUAUGGGCCAUAAUUCGUAGCGUUGUGCCGCAAAAUGUGGCCUUAUGCACCGUUUGCGGCAUUGGCUCAGGAUUGGCUCUGAUUAAAAUUGGCAAAAGCUAUACCGAAACCGUAGACUCUCUUGUCAGUAAGAAGCUUUAAAGACAUGUACACUCAAAUUUGUUGUAAUUGUAUUUAUCAAUAAAUAAACUAGUAGUCGUUUUUUUAAG
Cylas formicarius (sweet potato weevil) is the source of this 649-nucleotide messenger RNA. RefSeq lists its product as uncharacterized. The record is from RefSeq and is a predicted model, not a curated record. Lineage: Eukaryota; Metazoa; Arthropoda; Insecta; Coleoptera; Brentidae. The transcript has 3 exons. The coding region runs from base 123 to 581 and encodes 152 amino acids.